CAGAAGGCCAUAGAUUUUCUCACUUGGUGCGGAGACGCGCUAGCGGCGCGCGUUUGGGUAUGGGUGUUCUGUGGUUUGGCCAGAUGAACCGCUUCAUAGGUGUUUUGAGGCUUUAUUCUAUGUGUCGCCUUUGUAUCGGCCGGGCAAAUGUUUCUUAUUCCCAUAUUUAUUCCUAAGUAAGAACCAUGCGCGUCCGCUGCACCACUGUGGAAGGUAGAGUUUCCCUUCUCUAAUGUGCUACCGAAACGCAUCUGGAAAAAAAAGAAAAAAAGGUGAGAGCCUCACAAAUGCGAUGAGCCUAGCAGAAAGUAUCACUGCCAAAAUGGCAUACCAUGCCCUUUCCAAGGUCAUCGGUCAGAAGGAGGUUGGCACGCAGUGCAGCUUGCCUCUGGCUGACAAGUCUGUUGGGUGCUCCUUCAAAGCAGCCAGCAAGUCUAUGAGCGUGCAAACUACAGAGACUGUGGAUCAGUCAAACUCCACCUCAGCAUCGAGGCCUUCUAUUUCUCCAUCAACAGCCAACGGUGACAGUUCACAGAAGGAAUGCCUCCACCAAGAUCAUCUGUGUGACUAUGCGGCUGAUAAACUGUUUUGUCCGGAAGCACAUGCCAAGGUCGAUACUAGUGAGCGUCUGUACAAGUGCAAUUUGUGCCCUCAGAGCUUCUCAAGAAAAGGCACCCUUAAGAGCCACUUGUGCGUCCACACGGGUGAGCGGCCAUUUCAAUGCGCUUCAUGCCUUCAGAGCUUCUCACGAAAGGACCAUAUGAAAGCCCACCUGCGCACCCACACUGGUGAAAAGCCGUGGCAGUGCCCUUCAUGCCCUCGACGCUUCUCGCAUAAGGUCUUCUCGCGCAAGUUGUACAUGAAGGAACACCUGCACACCCACACAGGCGAGAAGCCAUUUGAAUGCCCUUCAUGCUUUCAGAGCUUUUCACGAAAGUCCCAACUGAACAUCCACCUGCGCUCCCACACAGGUGAGAAGCCGUGGCAGUGCCCUUCAUGCCCUCAACGCUUCUUGCAUAAGGCCAGCAUGAAAUAUCACCUGCGAAUACACACUGGUGAGAAGCCAUGGCAGUGCUCUUCAUGCCCUCAAAGAUUCUCGCAUAAGUCCAGCAUGAAAGACCACCUGCGCACCCACACAGCAUCGAGGCCUUCUAUUUCUCCAUCAACAGCCAACGGUGACAGUUCACAGAAGGGAUGCCUCCACCAAGAUCAUCUCUGUGACUAUGAGGCUGAUAAACUGUUUCGUCCAGAAGCACAUGCCAAGGUCGAUACUAGCAAGCGUCUGUUCAAGUGCCAUUUGUGCCCUCAGAGCUUCACAAGAAAAGGCGCCCUGAAGAUCCACUUGUGCGUCCACACGGGUGAGCGGCCAUUUCAAUGCCCUUCAUGCCUUCGGAGAUUCUCGCAAAGGUCCAAGGUCAAGGAACACCUGCGAACCCACACAAGCAAGGAUCCAUUACAGUGCCCUUCAUGCUCUCGCAGCUUCUCACAAACGACCCGCCUGAAAGACCACCUGCGCAGUCACACAGGCGUCGAGAAGCCAUAUCAGUGCCCUUCAUGCCUUCGGAGCUUCUUACAAAAGUCCCAACUCAAAAUUCACCUGCGGACCCACACAGAUGAGAAGCUGUGGCAGUGCCCUUCUUGCCCUCCAAGAUUCAUCCGAAAGUCCGGCAUGAAAGACCACCUGCGCACCCACGCAGGCGAAAAGCCAUUUCAGUGCCCUUCUUGCCCUCAGGUCUUCGCACGCAAGGUGAGCCUGAGAGAACACAUGCACACCCACACCGGCGAGAAGCCAUAUCAAUGCUCUUCAUGCCUUCGGAGCUUCUCACGAAAGAACGAACUGAAAACCCACCUGCGCACCCACACAGGUGAGAAGCCAUGGCAGUGCCCUUCAUGCUCCCAAAGCUUCUCGCAUCAGUCCAGCUUGAAAUACCACCUGCGCACCCACACAGGCGAGAAGCCAUUUCCGUGCCCUUCUUGCCCUCAGGUCUUCUCACGAAAGACCAACCUGAAUGUCCACCUGCGCACCCACACAGGCGAGAAGCCAUUUCAAUGCCCUUCUUGCCCUCGUGUCUUUUCGCGCAAGUUCAACAUGGAGGAACACAUGCACACUCAUACAGGCGAGAAGCCAUAUCAGUGCCGUUCAUGCCUUCAGAGCUUCUCACGAAAGUCCCAACUGAACACCCACCUGCGCACCCACAAAGGCGAGAAGCCAUCACAGUGACCUUCAUGCCCUCAAUGCUUCUUGCUGAAGCAACACCUGAGCAUUGAUACAGGUGAUCGAGCAUACUGUUGCGCUGUCUGCUCCAAGCCCUUGCGCAGACUGAUUACUUGAGCAGACAUAAGAGAACACAGCACCAUGAAACUAGAUUAGGUCAACAGCCAUGUGGAACUAGUGUUUCAAUUAAAAAUCUAUAGCUAUGGUCUGUGCUCAA
Molecule: messenger RNA, 2432 nt
Organism: Dermacentor silvarum
Lineage: Eukaryota; Metazoa; Arthropoda; Arachnida; Ixodida; Ixodidae
Product: zinc finger protein 260
Exons: 7
Coding region: 233-2221 (662 amino acids)
Biological process (GO): DNA repair
Molecular function (GO): DNA binding
Source: RefSeq, a predicted model, not a curated record